Molecule: messenger RNA, 705 nt
Organism: Styela clava
Lineage: Eukaryota; Metazoa; Chordata; Ascidiacea; Stolidobranchia; Styelidae
Source: RefSeq, a predicted model, not a curated record
UUCACGUGACACACAUAGCUUCGGAUAGUCCAGCAAAUAAAUAAUUAUUGGAGGUAGAAUGAAGAAAGCAUAGCACUGGAAUUAUUUCUGGUCAAUGUAUCGACAUAAAUAUCAAAUAUGUCGCAAGAUUUGGAUUUGAGCAAGUUUGUGUGCGACAUUGCGGAAUUUACAGCCGACUUAGUAGAUGAUGGAAAAAUCGAGGAUGCUUACGAAUAUCUAGAUCAUCACACGCGAACAGAUCAGAUCUUUGGAAACAUGAAUAAAGUCAUCAACAUCAUUGUAUCGCUCCUGCCUGCUUCAAACCCUAAAAUACAGAUUUGUGUCGUUUAUAUGGCAGUGAAGUUUGGUGUGAAGGAUGCUGGGACGGCUCUCAAUAUGAUCUGUAAAAUAACGGCUUUAAUUCCCGACCCAGAACGUCGCAAUUGGUCAAUCUUCCAACAAAAACUUCGAUGUUAGAAUCUAUGACAUAAAGGCUGAUGUGCUUUUCAGUUUUCUGCAUUCAUUUUUGUGCAAGAUGAGCGUAAUUGCUGAUUAACUGUCUUGCUUCAAGUAAACUUAAUUUAAAACCAAAAUAAUUUGGGUGUAUUUAACUUAGCUGUAUUUGUUACCGUGUUGUUAUAUUGAAAUAUUGGAUUCAUUUCUACUGUCUGUUUUGUACAAAAUAUACGGAUAGAGAAUGGAUUUAAAAAAAAAUAAAAAAUGCUG